This is a messenger RNA of Dichotomopilus funicola, 753 nucleotides long. RefSeq names its product polysaccharide lyase. Lineage: Eukaryota; Fungi; Ascomycota; Sordariomycetes; Sordariales; Chaetomiaceae. The record is from RefSeq and is a predicted model, not a curated record. The transcript has a single exon. Bases 1 to 753 code for a protein of 250 amino acids.
AUGAACUCCCUCCUGCUCGCUCUCUCCCUCUGGGGCGGUUAUACCCUCGCCGCGCUCGACCCCAAGUGCGCGCCCGGCGGCAACUUCGACCUCAAGCCCUGGAACCUCCAACUGCCCGUCGGCGACCCGGGCAAACCAACCACCAUCAAGAGCGCCGACCUCCAAGGCUGCAACGGCUUCGACAACCCGGACUUCUUCUUCACCAACCCCGACGACGGCGCCCUCGUCCUCAAAGUCCCCGGCUCCCCCGACUCGGCCCAGUGCGUGACCACCCCCAACAGCAAGCACUGCCGGACCGAGCUGCGCGAGGUCAACCCCAGCAACGGACAGCCGGCGUCGUGGGAUCCGAAGGCGGCCACGAACCGGCUGUUUGGGCGGUUGUUAGCGACGAGCACGGGGGAUAAGUCUGGCACGGUGGUGGGGCAGAUUCAUAUCGAUGAUUCGGUGUCGACGAAGCCUGUGGCAGAGUUGUAUUAUGCUGCCAACGGGGAUCUGUCGAUGGGGGUGGAGCAGACGAGGGAUGGGGGCAACCAGAUUGUGAAGAAGGUUGGGAAUGUGCCUGUGGGAACGGAAUUUACGUAUGAGAUUCGGUAUGAGGGCGGGAAGUUGUCGGUGUUGAUCAAUGGGGGUAGUGAGCAGGUGCUGGAUACGUUCCAGUUGGACUCGCCGGCAAGUUACUUUAAGGCUGGGAACUAUUUGCAGGGCACGACGGCGUCGAAUAUCCACUUUUUUGAGAUCACCGUCAAGCACUAG